AUGUUAGCCAGAAGCCCUUCACAGCAACGACGUAACAAUAGAAACCAAGGUCAAAGAGCUGGUGACAUUGGAUCGGACGACGCAGAAAGUGUCCAGCAGCGUUAUUAUCCAUCCGAUAUGGACAACGACAAUGACGCAGAAUCACAAGUUUCUGAAACGCCUUCGCAAACUAGCAGCCGCGCAAGACGAAGUCGACGUAAUCAGCGAAGAAGAGCACAAGCCCAGCGACGAUCUGGCGGCGGCGGUGGUGCAGUCCCACAAUUGGAUGAACCUGGAGGAACGCUCGACAAUGUUGGUGAUACGGUUGGUGACACAGUGGAUACCGUUGGAGACACGGUUGGAAAUACUGCAAAUCAGGUCGGCAACGCAGCGACAGGAGCCGUGAACAAGGCUGCAAGUGGUGGCGGCGACGAUAAUCCAUUGAAACUACGUUUGGAUUUGAAUCUCGAUGUCGAGAUCGAGCUCAAGGCAAGAGUACACGGUGAUGUUACUCUUGCUUUGUUGAGAUAG
Messenger RNA from Zychaea mexicana, 510 nucleotides. RefSeq lists its product as uncharacterized. The record is from RefSeq and is a predicted model, not a curated record. The coding region runs from base 1 to 510 and encodes 169 amino acids. The transcript has a single exon. Lineage: Eukaryota; Fungi; Mucoromycota; Mucoromycetes; Mucorales; Lichtheimiaceae.